AAAAACUGAACCAUCGCCUUCUAUUCCUCACUGUAGCUUUAAAACCCAAAACCAAUUUCAAGUUCUCUGAAAAUCAAAAAGCCACACAUACCCACUCUCUCUUUUUCAACUUUCAUAUUCCGAAAGCAAAACCUCAAGCAUCAGAAGAUUGGGUUAUUGCGAUCUUGCAAAAGAUGAACGAUCUAAUGACAAAGUCCUUCUUAAGUUACGUGGAAUUGAAAAAAGAAGCCCAAAAAGACGAUUUUCGAUCCGAAAUCAAUAUGGAAUCAGGUUGCCCCAAUUCUUCAGAUGAACCAAACCUCUCUCUGUUCUUCCAAGAAGUUAGUGCAAUCAAAAUAGAAAUGGAAGAGAUCACUUAUCUCUUAUUCGAUCUUCAAAAUCUUGAUCAAGAAGCCAAAUCCACUCACAGUAACAUGAUUCUUCGUGGCUUAAGAGACAGAAUGGAGUCAGAUAUUCUUUCAGUUCUCAAAAAGGCAAAGGUUGUUAAAUCGAGAUUAGAAUCUCUUGAUAAAUCCAAGGAUUUGUAUAAAGAAGGUAGUUCUGUUUAUAGAACAAGAAUGACAGUCACUAAUGGCUUGAAGGUCAAACUGACAGAGAUGUUAAAUCAGUUUCAGUUUCUAAGAGAGAAGAUUUUAUCAGAUUAUAAAGAUGAUAUUAGAAGAAAGUAUUAUGCAGAAACCGGAGAGGAAGCCAGCGAGGAAGUCAUCGAAAAUAUGGUUUUUGGAGGUGAAAUGUUUAAAGAAAGGCACGAGGCUGUUAUGGAGUUGCAAAGAAGUUUGACAAAGUUGCAUCAGGUUUUUCUUGAUAUGGCUGUUAUUGUUGAAACACAAGGAGAGAAAAUUGAUGAUAUUGAAGAAAAUGUGGUUAAUGCAGGUAGUUUUAUUAGUGGAGGGACUAACAGUCUGUACUAUGCUAAUCAGAUGAGGCAGAAGACUAAGCCAUGGGUUUAUUGGGUUUGGGUUGUGAUUUUGAUUGUACUUUUGGUUUGUAUUGUUUCAAUGUUUGUUUCUUGAGAACUGAAACCCUUUUUUUUUUCUUUCUUUCUUUCUAUUCUUCCAUGGUAAAUCGGAUUUCAUAUUGUUAUUU
Jatropha curcas is the source of this 1086-nucleotide messenger RNA. RefSeq names its product syntaxin of plants 112 (gene SYP112). Gene Ontology annotation, cellular component: endomembrane system; SNARE complex; plasma membrane. Gene Ontology annotation, molecular function: SNAP receptor activity; SNARE binding. The record is from RefSeq and is a predicted model, not a curated record. Lineage: Eukaryota; Viridiplantae; Streptophyta; Magnoliopsida; Malpighiales; Euphorbiaceae. Gene Ontology annotation, biological process: exocytosis; vesicle fusion; intracellular protein transport.